Messenger RNA from Mollisia scopiformis, 1368 nucleotides. RefSeq lists its product as uncharacterized. Lineage: Eukaryota; Fungi; Ascomycota; Leotiomycetes; Helotiales; Mollisiaceae. The record is from RefSeq and is a predicted model, not a curated record. The transcript has 5 exons. The annotation marks the transcript as partial.
AUGCCAGUUCUCAAGCACUCCAAGCAUUUAUUCAGCCAGUACGGCUUCAUCGCAGGGAUGUCUGAUAGCUUGGAUCGUGAGUCGACAGAUGCAGAAGACCCCGUUGCUGGCACGCAAACAGACCCACGGCUCUUCUUUAAUAUUUCGGCUCCUUCGAGCGCGUUCAUUUGUGGCUCUCAAGGCUCAGGCAAAUCCCAUACUUUGUCUUGCCUUCUUGAAAAUUGUCUUAUGAAAUCACACAUCAGCAAGCUUGAUAACCCUCUAGCUGGCCUUGUAUUUCACUAUGAUUCUUUCACGUCAGACCUGAAGGGUGCGCCUUGCGAAGCUGCCUACCUUUCGUCCAAUCCAAACAUAAAGGUCCGAGUUUUCUGCUCUCCUACCAACUUGCAAACAAUCAAGCGAACGUAUCUUGGCAUGAAUGUUCAGAUUGAGCCCCUGCGUAUCAACCAGAGCGAUCUGAAUACGAAGAGAAUGUUGGAUCUCAUGGCUGUCAGCUCAGAUGAUGGGCCAAUGCCAUUAUAUCUCCACGCCAUCAAUCGAAUCUUGCGCGAAAUGCGCAUGGUGCAGCAACAGACUAACGGUUCUUUCAACUACGCGGAGUUCAAACGAUUGGUAGCAGACUGCAAUAUGACACCAGGCCAGUUGGCGCCAUUGACACAGCGUCUCGACACCCUCGAAAGCUUCAUGCCGAGAUCUCAGACGCAGGUAGAUAACAAAGAACAGGCAAGAAAGAAGAAAAAUGAGAGUGGGAAUGAUUGGACUAUCACGCCUGGAAGUCUAACCAUUGUCGAUCUUUCCUGCCCGUGCGUUACGUCAGAAGGAGCAUGUGCUUUGUUCAACAUGUGCUUGAGCUUGUUUCUAGAGCAGAAGACAACCGUGGGUAGAGUUGUUGCACUGGACGAAGCACAUAAGUAUAUGAAUUCUGCAUCCGAGGCUACUGCAUUGACAAAUACCCUCCUAUCCUCCAUUCGUCUCCAACGUCAUUUAGGCACUCGAGUCUUCAUCUCAACACAGGAGCCAACAAUCUCACCAAAAUUGCUUGACCUCUGCUCUUUGACUAUAGUUCAUCGGUUCUCCUCCCCGGAUUGGCUGCGAUGCCUCAAGUCGCAUCUCGCUGCGCUGGAUGUUGAAGAGGACUCGGUCCAUAGCCAGAAGUCAAAGAUCAUUAACAUCUUCAAUAAGAUCGUGAAAUUGAGAGUUGGAGAAGCUUUGCUCUUUGCCCCGAGUGCCACUAUUGGAAUUGGUGUUAGUGACAGUCCAGGAUCGAAAUUGCCAGAAGCAAAGAUGUUACGACUUGGCCUGGGAUUCUUGAAGAUUAAGAUUCGUGCUAGAAUCACCGCGGACGGUGGAAAGAGUGUCCUGGCAAUC